CAAUCGCAGUUUUGACGUUUCAACACAACCCGUGUAUGAAAUUUUGUUCAACAAAAUAAAUUCUUGGUUAAAUUCCUCUUCAAAUAUUGUUAAACCAUAAAAUGAAAUUAACACAAUUUCUAGCAAGUAAAUUGAAAGAUUUUUCAAAUCUUCCAAAGGAAUACAUAGAAAGAAGCAAACAACAAGUUUAUUGGAAAACACCAAGAGGCCUCCCCAACUACUUGCCCAAAACAGUCGAACGGAAAAAGUUCCGAUACACAACAAAUAGAUCAUGGACAGGACAGUUCCGUCAGCAAAAUCUUCCCCACACAAUUCGCAAAAAAGUUUUCGUUCAACCAAUUGAGGAAUGGAGCUUCUUCCGAGGAGAUCGUAUUGAAGUCCUUACAGGUAGGGACAAGGGCAAGCAUGGCAUCAUCACCCAAGUUAUAGCCGAAAGGAAUUGGGUGAUAUGUGAGGGAACAAACUGGCAUUAUCGCAUUGUUGGUGCUGAGAAAGACUUCCCAGGAAUUUACAUCCGUUCAGAGGCUCCAUUGAGGGUUGAUCGGGAUAUUCGGUUGGUAGAUCCAUCAGAUUUGCAAGGAACUGACUUCGAGUGGCGUUACACAGAGGACGGUGAAAAAGUGCGAGUGUCUACGCGCUCUGGAAGAAUCAUCCCCAUUCCCGAUGCCAAUAACCAAACUCAUGACUACAAAACCAAAGCUGCAUACUUGGAACGGCCAAAAGACACUCCAGCCGCUGUGGUUGGCGAAGUAACAUUUGAACCCAAAUUGUGUACCUUCGAGAUGGACAUUAUGGAGAAGAUGGAUAUCGUCGAAGAAGGGGUUCCCAAAAAAUCCUAUUGGUAUUAAUGUUUGUGUAAAAUGGUCGUUAUAUUUCUUUAACAAUAAAAUAUGUACAAAAAAAGAUUAACAAAAAACUA
This is a messenger RNA of Eupeodes corollae, 919 nucleotides long. RefSeq names its product probable 39S ribosomal protein L24, mitochondrial (gene mRpL24). Gene Ontology annotation, molecular function: structural constituent of ribosome; RNA binding. NCBI's taxonomy places the organism in Eukaryota, Metazoa, Arthropoda, Insecta, Diptera, Syrphidae. The transcript is spliced from 4 exons. The record is from RefSeq and is a predicted model, not a curated record. Gene Ontology annotation, cellular component: ribosome; mitochondrion. Gene Ontology annotation, biological process: translation. Bases 102 to 848 code for a protein of 248 amino acids.